AUGGAGUACCAUAUUCAGGAAAGCAUGAUAUUCCUUACCGAGAUUCUUUUUAGUGGUGGAAUUCCUUUUGAUUGCCAUGCUUCCGCAAUCACACCUCACCAUAAUUUUCUUAUUCAGACGCAUCAAAAGAAUAAAAACGAAAGAGAUGAAGAAGAAGAAACUGAGAAAAAAGGAAACAGAGCGGUGUUCUCCUCUAUUCUGCAACCACACAUCGUGACUCCACCAUCAUCUCCUACCUUCGCCACGUCUCCGUCACCCCCUUCGCCAGCGCCGCCGUAUACUUUCCCUCCUCUCUCCAUCGGCGAUACCUCCGAAAUGAAGCACUACGACAUAUCUGGAACAACUAUUUCUGUUGCUCUCUUCACAGAGGUCGCUAAUUCCAAGGAACUCUUGGAGCUGAUGCAAGCUGGAACACUAGAGCCUGAAAUAGCCCUCCUCAAUGCAUCUUUGAUUCCAGAUAUUUUCCCGGUUUUAGCAGCUGCUCAUAAAACACUUGUAUCCAAAUCAAGGGAUUCAUUGACAACUCGGACUCUUCAUUCUGAGCUUGUUUAUAAUUACUCGGGAUCUAAACAUAUUUCUGAAUCAUUAAAACGUUGUGGUAUCUCUGAUAGCACCACAUAUGUUCUUGCUGCUCGAUUUAAUGCUUCUGAAGAUGAGUUGAGUGCCAUGAAGGCACUUAUCAAAGGAAAGGAAAUUGAUUUAGAAGAGUUGGAAGGAAGAGCAAAUAAAUCUCAAAUACUAAAGCAAUACAAAAUAACGGGGGUAGAACUGGGAAUAUCAACCAUUGGAGAUGCUAUAACAUGUCGGAUUGCUGCCCGGGAUGCUUUGUGAGGGUACCCAUUUGAUAUUUCUUUCUGUUUUUAUCCCUUGUGUGUGUAUUUUUCUGGAAAAAAGUUUUGAAUUUUCAUUUUUUUUUCUGCUAAGAUAACAACACUGUUGUAUUUGAAAAUAUCUUCCUUGAAUUUGUAUAAAUUGUUAGUGAAUUUCUAAAAACCUAGGCCUUGUUUGGUAAAAAUAAGCUUUAUUGUUUGGUAAAAUACUUUGAGAUAGUU
Messenger RNA from Lactuca saligna, 1052 nucleotides. NCBI's taxonomy places the organism in Eukaryota, Viridiplantae, Streptophyta, Magnoliopsida, Asterales, Asteraceae. The record is from the annotation of a GenBank genome assembly.